Messenger RNA from Ruditapes philippinarum (Manila clam), 1308 nucleotides. RefSeq names its product carbonic anhydrase 1-like. Bases 1 to 1029 code for a protein of 342 amino acids. NCBI's taxonomy places the organism in Eukaryota, Metazoa, Mollusca, Bivalvia, Venerida, Veneridae. The transcript is spliced from 9 exons. The record is from RefSeq and is a predicted model, not a curated record. Gene Ontology annotation, molecular function: zinc ion binding; carbonate dehydratase activity.
AUGGAGAAAAUUGCGUUCGGAUGUUUUAGCAUUUUUCUGUUAUUGCAUUUGGUACCAGGAAGUGGUCAAGAAGCACCACAACCUCGGCAGUUUGCAUCGUUCCAAGUGCUGAUACCAGAUGUCUCAUACUGGGCAUAUGGAAACAAUGAUCACGGACCGAUGUACUGGCCGAGCUUAUUUCCAAAUUAUUGUGCUGGUAUAUUCCAGUCACCAAUAAAUAUUGAGACCAGUAAGACAGUGUAUAAUCCAAAUUUAAAGGAGUUCGCCAUUUUCUACGAUCCACCUUUGCGAGGAUCCAAGUUUGAAGUUCAUAAUAACGGACAUGCAGUUGAAGUGAAUACUGACGGAAGUUUCUACAUUUCAAAUGGUGGGUUGCGUUAUUUGUAUAAAACAGCUCAGUUUCAUUUCCAUUGGGGUAGCCAAGAUGCUCAAGGGUCCGAACAUACAAUUGAUGGUGAACGGUAUCCUCUAGAGAUGCACGUUGUAAAUUGGAAUAGCGACAAAUACAAAUCAAGUGACGAGGCUGGGAAACAUCGGGAAGGUCUGGCUGUUCUGUCAAUCUUGUUCAAGGUAUCAUCAUUCGACAACCCGACAUUGGAACCAAUUAUUCGAGUUCUACAUCAGUUAAGAGAUCCAGACAGACAUGUAUUAGUAACUAUACCGGCUGUUUCAAUAAAGGAGUUUCUACCCCAAUCACCGGACAGAUACUUCCGGUACGCUGGUUCCCUUACUACACCCAACUGCUCUGAAACUGUCAUAUGGACUAUUUUUGAACAGAACCAGUACAUCUCUGAGAGACAGCUAAGGCACUUCCGGGAGAUGUUUACCUCAUCACUUCAUAUUGAAGCAAAAACACGUAACCGGGUACCAGGUGAAGGUGGUGAAUGGAGGGCAUUAUUGUCAGAUAACUUCCGGCCGGUUCAUAACCUUAAUGGUCGAACAGUUUUCCGGAGUUUCCAACACCUCCCGUUACAAAGUGGCCAAUCAUGUAACCCGAGGGUUGAUCUGGAUAUUAAACUGCGUACCUAACAAAUGUACAAUAUAAUAAUCAUUUAUGUUAUGUAAGGUCAAGGAUUUCUAUGCUGAGACGAGAAUGUUGUUUGGUAAUGCAUGUAUAUAGAACAUAUUUGUUUGCCUAUUCUUAGGGUAUUUUAUUUUUUAUUUAAAAAACGUUCGUAACUUUCCUCUGAUGUAUUUUUGCCUCUCAUUGCUAAAUGGAGCGAACAAUUGAUAUGAUGGGAAAUAAACAUGUAAUAGACUAAAUACUAAAAUUAAGUGAUCUAUAGUCAGACAUUCGGUUUAUAUGUU